AUGUCGGGAGCUUCUUGGCAUGACGAUUUCGAGAAGAAUGGCUUCGCGGUUAUUCCGUCCGUGAUUUCUCGCGACAAGGCGGCCCAGUACCAAAAAGAAGCCCUGGCCUGGCUUCAUUCAUUUGACAACCCGGCGUUAGACUUGGCCAACCCUGCGACCUGGACGCCUGAGAAUCUGCCAUUCAUCUCUGGGAUCAAUACAUUCAAUCACUACGGAGUCGUACACGAGAAGUUCAUGUGGGACAUUCGCCAAGAGCCAGGGGUCAUUGACGUUUUCGCCAAGGUCUGGGAUACCGACAAGCUCAUUGUCUCAUUUGACGCUCUGAACAUCACACUCCCACGACGCCCAAACCAUGUACCUCGAACAAAAUGGCCGCACGUCGACCAGAGCCCAUACAGAGAAGGACUGCAGUGCGUGCAAGGGAUAGUGAACCUGUCCAAGGCUGGACCUGAAGAUGGGGGGUUGACGGUGUACCCCGGAAGUCACAAAGUUACCGAGCUGUUCUUCCGCGAACAUACCGACAGAGCCCAGUGGACGAGAAAAGACUUUUUCAACUACACACCGGAGCAGAUCGCUUGGUUCGAGGGACAAGGCUACCGAGAGCACAAGGUUGUCGCGGAGCCAGGUGACCUGAUCAUCUGGGACUCGCGGCUGAUUCACUACGGCGCUGAACCGACGGCCAAGAGUGAUGUUACUCGGACUGUCACCUACGUCUCGUACGCGCCGGCGUCGUUUGCAACAAAGGAAGCUUUGAAGGCAAAAAAGGAAGCGUUUGAGAAGUGGCUAGCUACCACGCACUGGCCGCACGACAACAUCGUUCCAAGGACGAACCAACCCACUCUUCCAGAUGGAACAAUCGACGCAAGAAGAUCGGAACCGCGAGAGAAGCCAGAGUUGACUGAAAAGUUGCUGAAGCUGGCUGGUGUACAGGCGUACUAG
Colletotrichum spaethianum is the source of this 939-nucleotide messenger RNA. RefSeq lists its product as uncharacterized. The transcript has a single exon. Lineage: Eukaryota; Fungi; Ascomycota; Sordariomycetes; Glomerellales; Glomerellaceae. Bases 1 to 939 code for a protein of 312 amino acids. The record is from RefSeq and is a predicted model, not a curated record.